This is a messenger RNA of Papilio polytes (common Mormon), 6094 nucleotides long. Its product is annotated as mucin-22-like. Gene Ontology annotation, cellular component: extracellular region. The record is from RefSeq and is a predicted model, not a curated record. Gene Ontology annotation, molecular function: chitin binding. Lineage: Eukaryota; Metazoa; Arthropoda; Insecta; Lepidoptera; Papilionidae. The coding region runs from base 352 to 5757 and encodes 1801 amino acids. The transcript has 6 exons.
GAUCCUCGGCGCGCGUCCAAUCCGUACAUAGAGCCGGUGAGACCUUGCCCGCGUUGCAAGGACGUAUCGCAGCCCCUAUACGAAAACCUCCCGCCAUUUUCGAACGAACGCGAGCGCGGGAAAGUCCAUCUUAAGCACAGUAUAUAAACAAAAUUUUUAGUAAUAAAUCGCGAUAUUACGAAAGAGGUUUUAAUGUUCGCACUGAAACAAAACACUGUAGAUAACACAGAAACCUAAUAAUUGUGAGCGUGGACUUUUUUUCGUAUAUCAGACUGCCGUAUGCAAGAAAUAUGAUUUACUUAUGAUCAUCUCAAACUGUGACAACUGACUGCAAGAGGAACUUUCAUCACCAUGAUGAAAAAAUAUUUAAAAUGUUACAUAGUUCUACUAACACAAUUUAUAAUUAUAAAAGGAUUUCAGCUUAACAACAGUUCCUCAGAUGUAAGUCGGCAUCCACGUGGUCGUGUAGUAAAAUUGUAUUCUGGACCUAAGCCUGAGCCAAUCACAUGUAACAACGAAGGGUUCCUAUCAGAACCAACAGAUUGUUCAAUAUUUUACCGAUGCAUUAAAGCUCCAAGAGGCAAAUAUACAGUAGUUAAGUUUCAAUGUAGUCCGGGAACUGUCUACGAUCCAGAAAUUGAAACUUGCAACCAUCCACAGAAUACAAAACGAUCCGAAUGUAGAUCCAGUAGACCCCAUCAAUUUAUAACAGGUCCUAUAGAACAAUAUAAUGACAAUGAGAUAGAACCUGCUGUUCAUGAAAUUCCAUCCCCUAUUACCACUCGAAAACCGGUAUACGAAAAACAAACAUCAAUUCCAGAAUUACCGAGCACAUCUACAACUCUUCCUUCUCCAAUACCAAUUGCAAUACAAAGUCCAGGCUAUGGAGCGUACGUGCCAAUAAAUCUAGUUCAAAGUACGAUUCAGGCACAAACAAACGAAAUCACCAAAACAACGGUGCUCCAAACACCUAUGCCUUCAAUUUAUUCAACAUCCCAAACUCAAUGGACUCCACCUGCUAACCAAUAUGGAUCUACAACUACAGCCGCAAGAUUCAGUAAUGAAUGUAUACACGACGGUUUUAUGGGCGAUAGUGAAGACUGCCGUAAGUUUUAUAGAUGUGUCAAUGAUCAAAGAGGAGGAUAUCAAAAAUUUGAAUUUUUGUGCAGUGAGUCAACAAUAUGGGACGAUGAUAUACAAAGCUGUAAUCAUCCUUGGGCUGUUCGCUAUCGACGUUGCGGACAUGAUACAUCGUAUAGGGACUAUAGCCCUAAGCAUGAUGAAUACUAUUCUCAAAAAAAUAACAGCCUAAUCGAAGGACAACUAUCUGAUUUUGAGUCAAACAAGACAGAAAUACCCGUGAAGGUUGAUUUACCAUUUAGUACUGUAAACUCAAUCAGUUAUGGAGAACAAACAAACGUUGAUAAAAACGUGGCAUGGAUUGACAAAAGUAAUGUGAGUAAUACCAUACCAAACAGCCAAGAAAGGCAAACUUAUUACCCUAUUGUGGAGAAAGAAAAAGAUUACAUUACGCAAUCUUACGAAACAGUUACAAAGACAAGUUCUUAUAAACCAGAGGUGGCUUUACAUGACACAUCUUAUGAUGCCAAUCCACCAAAUUAUAAAGUACAAAAUAAUGCCUGCACCGAAUCUGGAUUCAUGGGUGAUCCGCAAAAUUGCAGAAAGUUUUACAGGUGUGUCGAAAAUGGAAGAGGUAGUUUUAUUAAGCAUGAGUUUCAGUGCGGUGAAGGCACAGCAUGGGAUAAAAAUAUUGAGUCAUGUAAUCACGUGUGGAUGGUUAAAGAUUGUGGUGAGAGAGGAAUUUCAAACAGUUUUACUUCCGAACGUAACGAACCCGAAAAUAUGCACACGACAUUAUCGAACACAAUAAAAGAUGACGUUGCAAGCGACAAUAAUGGUUACAAUAAUUGGAACGAUAUAGAAAAACAAAAUGUCUCAAGACCAACUACUGUGAUGCCAGUAGUUACUCAAAUACUAGAAGAACCUUCCAAAUUGAAUGAAAGUCAUGAAAUGUGUAAUUCUGUUGGAUUCAUGGCUAACCGAAACAAUUGUAAAGUAUUUUACAGAUGUGUAGAAAAUAGCAAUGGUGGUUUUACCAAAUUCGGGUAUUUGUGUGGCGAUGGUACUGCGUGGGAUCCAAGUAUCGAAGCCUGUAACCAUGUUGGGCAAGUAAAGCAUUGCGGACCCAAUAUUGAAAACCAAACAAUGUCAAGUAUUGCUAGCACCGAGCCAACAAUCAUUACCACUGUAUCAUUUGUGCAAACUACUGUGGAGUUGAGUGAUAAUAAGCCUUCGUCUUUGCCACCGUCAAAUAAUGACGAGCAUUUACAAGAUAACCAAUCAAAUGACUUUAACAAAGACCCGAUUAGGACUACAGAAAGAACUACGGUAAUAAAUAUGUCAAAUGUAACAGUCACUAGUUCUAAUAAAAUCAACUCUUGCGUUAACAGCGGAUUUAUUGGAGAUAACCUUGAUUGCAAAAAGUUUUAUAGAUGUGUAUCAAACGGAGAUGGGAGCUACAAACAAUAUGAAUUUUCUUGCGGUGAAGGUACACUAUGGGAUCCUGAAAUAGAAGCAUGUAAUCACGCAUGGGCUGUGAAAAAAUGUGGAGGUAGUAGUUACAAUCAAAACGAAGUUUCUACGUCACGCUCAACGACUACAAUAAAAAUUUCUAGUGAGUUCGAGAGUGAUUAUCCUACACAGGGUUACGACCAAACCCAAGUUCCCAUACAUAAUACUGUUGAUAUAUCUACCAGUAGCGUACCAGUUAGUGAUAAAGGCCUACAGUGUCAAUCUGCUGGAUUUAUGUCUGACAAAAAUGACUGUAAAAGAUUCUAUAGAUGCGUUGAAAAUGGAUUAGGUGGCUUUGAUCGUUUUGAGUUUUCUUGUGGGGAAGGAACUGUUUGGGACUCCGAAAUACAAGCAUGCAAUCAUGCAUCGUCAGUAAAAGACUGCGGUAUACCUAUUUAUAAUACCACCACAUCAUCUCUCGUUGAGAGUACACAAUCUACAGCUACGGUUCCUAUUGAAGUUAAUAAAAACUUAUCUGGAUCAGAAACAGAGUCUUCAACUACCAUAGAAAUACAGUAUACAAACAACACUUGUAAAUCUGAUGGAUUUUAUGGUGAUGAAUAUGACUGUAAAAAGUUUUAUAGGUGCGUCCAAAACCAACAGGGAGAUUUUUUGAAGUACGAAUUUAGUUGUGGUGAAGGUACAGUUUGGGAUCAAAAUAUACAAGCUUGCAAUCAUGCAUCUACUAAUAGUGCGAAAUGCAAAGGCUCAACUGAAACUUUAGUAACUACGGCAUCGCCUUCAGUUACCUCAGCCAGGGAACCGGGUAGCACUGAAAUUAACAAUACCUUGCACCCAGACGAAAAUUCCACACAAGAAAAUAACGAUAUAGCUGAUGUCAGUAAUACUUGUUCUGCAGAAGGUUUUUAUCCAAAUUCAAAAGAUUGCAAAAAAUUCUUUAGAUGUGUUAACAAUGGGAAAGGAUACAUCAGGUAUGACUUUAUCUGCGGUGAAGGUACAAUUUGGGUGCAAGACAUUCAAGCGUGUGACCAUGACAGUGAUAAUUUUACAUGCGGUACUAUACCAGUAACAGAAAAUGAAGUAACUUCUUCAACUCAAGCAACAACGUUUCAUACAGAUACAGGACAUAGUGAAGUAUCGAAGACUACGGAAUCUACCGAUGCUUCCACUGAUCGAAAUACACAAAGUGUAGAAUGCCAUUCUGAAGGGUAUUACGGGAAAGCCGAUGACUGUCGACAGUUUUACCGUUGUGUUCGGAACGAACAUGGAACUUAUACGAAAUAUGACUACAUUUGUAGCGAAGGGACGGCUUGGGAUGUCGAUAAACAAUCUUGUAAUCACAUCGAUUUAGUAAAACGAUGUCAAUCGACAAGUAUUCAAGAUGUGCAAUCUACAACUGUAAAACAAUACGAAGAGGAAUCGAAAACAACGGAAGCGAUAAUGCCAAUAAAAUCAACUACCUUAACUGCAGAAUCAACAUCUAUCAAAGAAGAUGCUUCUAUUAUAGCUGAAUGUAAUAGUGAAGGUUACUUUGGAAAUCAAGAGGAUUGCCAGAAAUUUUACAGAUGUGUAAACGAUGGGAAAGGUAAAUUUGUUCGGUAUGAUUAUAUUUGUGGGGAAGGUACUAUUUGGGAUCAAGACAUUUUAACUUGCAAUCAUCCUAGAGAUGUUAUAAAUCGAUCAUGUGAUAAUAAAUCUACAAGUGCAUCAUCACCUGAAAACACAGAUGCUUCAACUCAAUCGACAACGAGUGCACCCUCAUCUACUCAAUCGUCCUCAACUCCAUCAAUGGCAACACAAAGUACGACGAGUUCUAUGACGACACAAACUGCAACCACUUCAACAACGACCAAAUUUUCUGUUUUUCACUUUGAAUGCGGAGAAGGCACCAUUUGGGACCCCUCUCUUGAUACUUGUAACUACGAGGAAUCCGUAUAUCCCCCACGUAACUGUAAUGCAACACAAUCACAAGUGAACAAUACCUCACAGACUACAACGACGGCGCAGACAACUACAACCGAAUCAACUACCUCCAUACAGUCCAGUAGUGAAACGACUAGUACACAAUCCACGAUAGCAGGAGCCCAAACUACAGAUCAACAAACAUCAACAAGUCAAACGAGUACUUCCACUACAACUCCAACUGAUACCACUUCUACAACUAUGACAACUACGGAUACAUCUUCCACAACUGAGCCUCCCACUGAAAGUACUUCUACCACAGUGAAACCAACUGAUACCACUUCAACAAGUUCUGAUCAAACAACAAGCCAACAAUCUACUACCGAUACGACUACAACUCAGAGUGAUCAAUCUACAACCACAACUGUAGAUACAUCUACAACUGAUAACACUUCAAGUACAUCUGAACAAACAACAAUGACUGAACAAACUAGUACUACCACAGAGGCGACAACAAGUACGACUGAACAACAAACAUCUACUACUCUUGAACAAUCUUCAACUGAACAACCCACUACGCAAACAACUCUUAGUGCAACAGAACAAACUACCUCACAGGGAUCUACUACAGAACAGCAAACAAGUACGGACUCAAGCACUGAAGUAACAAAUACUACAACUUCUGAAGCAACGUCAACUAGUACUGAAUCAACAACAGAAAACACUGAAGCAACUACAACACAAGGAAGUUCUACAGGCAAGGAUUGCCCAGAUACUGAAGAUGAUCAAUAUUUGUACGCUUGUCCAACAUCGUUUAAGAGACAUCCUAAGUAUUGUAAUCUUUUCUAUCAAUGUAUAGAGAAUAAUGAUAAUCAUGAACUGAAGAUAGCAACAUUCAAUUGUCCAAAUGGUACAAUUUACGAUGAAAGUAAAAUUCAAUGUGUCGAAGAAAGCAAAGCUUCGAAGAAAUGUCAAGGCGCUAUAGCUAAAAAUCGAAGGAUAAAACGGUUAAACCUCAAUAUCAAGGAAACGAUUACUGUAAACGAAAACAAAUAUGGGUGUACUGGAGAAGGUCAUUAUCCAUUUGAAAAGAAUGAAGAAUGUUCACCAGCCAUAUUGAAAUGUGAAGUUUCUAAAAGAGGAAAAUUACAAGGCUUUGUAUAUCGUUGCCCAGACAAUUAUGUGUAUUGGUCAGUGAGUAGAAGAUGCGAACCAAUAUUGAGGAUGGCGUCAUGUAAACAUUCUUCUAAUCAAUGGAUUGGGAGAUCAGAAAUUCCAAUUGAGACGAAAAAUAUCGCAUGAUAGUAAGAAAAUUAACUUUUGUAUUUAAGUGAAUGUAAAAAAUAUUAUAAACACAGCGAUAAAUUGGAAUAAUGAACAAAAUGCGCGUGGCAGUAGUCUGUACACUCAAUACGUAUUUUAUACAAAAUCUAGUCUGUUACUUGGUGACAAUUGGAUAAGAAUGUGAAAAAGACGCACUUUCCUCUUAAAAUUUGUCAUGACUAGCUAGUAAGGAUAAUUCGACUUGUGAUCAAGAUAUUGCAAAUUACUUACAUGAGAGCAAUAUUUUGAACACGAUUAAUUAGUUAUAUUUGUAAGUAGAUACUUAGGUACUUUAAAUAAAAUAAUGAUUUAAGAA